This is a messenger RNA of Moesziomyces antarcticus, 333 nucleotides long. RefSeq names its product PHF5-like protein. The record is from RefSeq and is a predicted model, not a curated record. NCBI's taxonomy places the organism in Eukaryota, Fungi, Basidiomycota, Ustilaginomycetes, Ustilaginales, Ustilaginaceae. Bases 1 to 333 code for a protein of 110 amino acids. Gene Ontology annotation, cellular component: U2 snRNP; U12-type spliceosomal complex; precatalytic spliceosome. Gene Ontology annotation, biological process: mRNA splicing, via spliceosome. The transcript has 3 exons.
AUGUCCAAGCAUCAUCCCGAUCUUGUUCUCUGCCGCAAGCUGCCCGGCAUCGCAAUCGGCAGGCUCUGCGAAAAGGAUGACGGCAAAUGCCCGAUCUGCGACUCGUAUGUGCGUCCCGCUGCGCUAGUGCGCAUCUGCGAGGAAUGCAAUUUCGGCUCUUCCGGUGGCAAAUGCAUCAUCUGCGGAGGUCAAGGCGUCUCGGACGCAUACUACUGCGCAGAGUGCACACGACUCGAAAAGGAUCGCGACGGCUGUCCCAAGGUGGUCAACCUCGGCGCGAGCAGGACCGACCUCGCCUACCUGCGCAAAGCAAGACAGCAACAGCAGCAGUAG